Messenger RNA from Prunus armeniaca (apricot), 186 nucleotides. The record is from the annotation of a GenBank genome assembly. Lineage: Eukaryota; Viridiplantae; Streptophyta; Magnoliopsida; Rosales; Rosaceae.
AUGAAGUGCUCGUUUGGGAGUGUUUUUGGAAUAGCGAAAAGCACUUCUAAAUGGGUGAAAGCGUUUCUGUCUUUUAAAAAUGGUGUUUGGCAGAAAUUGCAAAAGUUCUUUGGGUUAGAUCCAAAAGCACUUGGAGUGAUUUUGGAAGAAGCACUUGAGAGGUGCAUCUUCUUACAAGCGUUGUAG